Messenger RNA from Ophidiomyces ophidiicola, 297 nucleotides. RefSeq names its product 39S ribosomal protein L51, mitochondrial (gene MRPL51). Gene Ontology annotation, molecular function: structural constituent of ribosome. The transcript has 2 exons. Gene Ontology annotation, biological process: mitochondrial translation. Bases 1 to 297 code for a protein of 98 amino acids. Lineage: Eukaryota; Fungi; Ascomycota; Eurotiomycetes; Onygenales; Onygenaceae. Gene Ontology annotation, cellular component: mitochondrial large ribosomal subunit. The record is from RefSeq and is a predicted model, not a curated record.
AUGAACUCUUUUCUUCGCCAUUCCCUCCCCAAGUUCGCCGCCGAAAACCCCCAGAUUGAGAUUCGCAUCUCCCCCCGACCACACAAGCACCCGGUUGUCAGGGGUUACUACAUAAAUGGCCGCGAGAAGGUUAUUUGUGUACGAAAUCUUGAGAAAGACCAGAUCCUUAAGAAAGCAAACAUCUUAAAAAAUGCCAGUGGAGAGAAACUCAAACUAGUCCGGCAGGCUGUUGCUAGUAUGAACCAAAGCAUCCGUGGUAUCUGGGAUCCUUAUCACGGGGAUAUUAAAAAAGUAUGA